AUGUCCUCAGAUGUCGUAACGAACCCGUACGCGCCCUUCUACGCGCCCUUCUUUGGGUUUGCAGGGUGCGCCCUAGCAAUGGUCCUGUCCUGUCUAGGUGCAGGCAUAGGAACAGCCAAGUCCGGGAUCGGUAUCUCCGGUAUCGGUACUUUCAAACCAGAAUUGAUCAUGAAGUCCCUCAUCCCGGUAGUCAUGAGCGGGAUCCUCGCCAUCUACGGGCUUGUCGUUGCCGUUUUGAUCGCUGGGAAUAUUAACCCUGCGGACGAGUACACACUGUUCAACGGGUUCAUGCACCUCAGUUGCGGGCUCUGCGUUGGGUUCGCUUGUCUCAGCAGCGGCUACGCCAUCGGGAUCGUCGGAGACGUAGGGGUGAGGAAGUACAUGCACCAACCUCGUCUCUUCGUCGGUAUCGUGCUGAUUCUCAUCUUUUCAGAAGUUCUAGGUCUGUACGGUAUGAUUGUAGCACUGAUACUCAACACGAGAGGGUCAGAGUGA
Messenger RNA from Huiozyma naganishii CBS 8797, 495 nucleotides. RefSeq names its product H(+)-transporting V0 sector ATPase subunit c' (gene VMA11). The record is from RefSeq and is a predicted model, not a curated record. Gene Ontology annotation, cellular component: proton-transporting V-type ATPase, V0 domain. NCBI's taxonomy places the organism in Eukaryota, Fungi, Ascomycota, Saccharomycetes, Saccharomycetales, Saccharomycetaceae. Bases 1 to 495 code for a protein of 164 amino acids. Gene Ontology annotation, biological process: proton transmembrane transport. The transcript has a single exon. Gene Ontology annotation, molecular function: proton-transporting ATPase activity, rotational mechanism.